UAGCCUCGGUCGUAGAUGUUUAAGUUGUCAGGUUAUACAAAUGUUCUCACAAUGUCAAUUACGAACAAUAACGUAAGAAGUGUUACAGUCACUGGGUAACAACAUAUUUAUUAGACGUGUGGGGAUAAGGUCCAAAUAAAUGACGUGGGCCAUCACGAACGAUGACAAAAAUAAUCAACAUGACCCACGGCCAAACUACGGUAUUAACAGGGCAACUACAUGCUAGCCACACGAGUUCCGCGUAACCCCGCUGUGAUGACAGAAAGCAGCGUGACCGAUGUGCGUAUGUGUACGCGUGUGUGUGAUGGUUUCUGAGAUGUCAGUGUGUUUCCUGUGCCUUGAGUCAAUGUUGAGGUGACAGACGAGGCGCAACAUGAUCAUUAUUGACUAGUGGAGUCUCACUCCUCCACCCCGGUUGAUUGCAACUGACCCGAGGAACCCUUACAAAUUAACUCCAAAGAGAAUGUAGUUCCUUGAACUAUUUUGUUUUUAUCAUCUUAUUGUACAACUCUUAUUUAAUUUGGCUAUUUUUCUUUCUUUUUUGAAAUGAUAUCCUCAGUGUUGGUUUGGAUGGUGAUGAUGCGACUCCUUCCAAUUGGCCAGAGUUGUAGCGAGGAGACUCUGACGAACUUUAACCAAACGAAUUGUGACAUCUGUCCUCCUGGCUAUCACGCGUCGGAAGCCAUGGCCGGCGGAUACCAAUGCAAGAGGUGUGAGCGCCACACCUUCACCGCAAUAAAAAACUACGUGUCCAAGUGCGAGAGAUGCUCCACGUGUGAUGGAAAUGGCAUGAACGUGUUAACGGAAUGCGUCUACAACAGGGAUGCUUUGUGUGUAUGCCAAGAUGGAUGGUUCCCCAAUUACUUUAUGAACAAAUUGCAAAACUGCUUCCCUUGUUCCGGGCUCCGAAGGGAUGCUGACAUAAGGAAAGAAUGUAUUCGGACGCCACCUGAACCAAGGAAUCUGAACCAGGGUCAGAAGUCAACCUCCGCCACCAUCCUCAUAACCUCUACGGGGCAUGGCCGAUCAGAGGGGAGAUUAGAGCCAUCAAGACCCAGCCCCAGCCCACCAACUGAGCAGGCAAACAACAACACCAUGCUGAUGGUUGUGAUAGUGGCGGUGGUGGCGGCGGCGGUGGCCUUUCUGAUCUGUAACUGGUUAACAGCCGUGGCCCGCAUCCUGUACCGCACCCGACUGCCUGUGGCCAGCGAUGACCCGGAGUCCAAUUCCCUGGGUUGGAGGUUGACCGCUCAAGAGAAUCACCGUCCCAGCAACAUGACUCUUCAUGCGUGUGAGGAGGCUCCGGCGAUGCUGAUCUCUCAGGGCCUGAUGGCAGCCUACCCCAGCCACCAACAACCCCUGCUGAGGCCCAUGGAGGCUCCUGCAUCAGCCCUCCCCCUGACCUCCUGCCCACCCCCACUUACCCUUCCUCCGAGCUUGCCCCCGGGGGAGCGCUGGCCCCCGGCCGCCCUGUACGCCCUCAUCCAGGAGGUGCCGCUGCGGCGCUGGAAGGAGCUGCUCCGUCACCUGGGCGUGGCCGAGCAGCAGAUGGAGCGGGUGGAGGUGGAGGCCGGCGCCGCCUGCCUGGGCUCCAGGGAGAGGCAGUACCAGAUGCUGCGGCUCUGGACCCAGCGGCCCGCGUCCGCCCUGCCCGAGGUGUACGCCGCGCUGCAGCGCAUGGAGCUGGCCGGCUGCGCCCAGCUGCUCCGGGAGCGCCUGGGGGCCCUGGGGGGGGCGGGGGGGCAGAGUGAAGGGCCGGUCCAGGAGACCAUGGGGCUGGACGGGGGGGGCAGUGUGAAGGGCCCCUCAUGGAGACCUAGGGACUGGACGGGGGGGGCAGUGUGAAGGGCCAUGGGGCUGGAGGGGGGGGGGGGGGGCAGAGUGAAGGGCCCCUCCGCGAGACCAUGAGGCUAGGGGGGGGGGGGGGGGGGCUUCCAAAGGUCUACAUGACACCCAGUCCAAGUUGAUUACACAUUUGAACACGGACAAAAUGGCCGGUUUGCUCCUGAAGUUGGAAGCGCCACGUUGGGCUCUGGUCACUGCAGUGGGGGCUCAGCCAGGACUAGUCAAACUGGAAGUGAUUAUAGCCCUGAUUGGAAGUUCUCCUUGUGUUGACGUUAAAGCACUCGCACACUGAUCAAAUGUCUACAAGUAGAACCUGGCAAUGAAUGUAGGGAAUUUAUUUAUUCAGUUUUUCACCGCCCUAUGUGAAAUGUAGUUAUUUAGUAGUGAGUUACCUACUGUUUGAAAUUGGCCUACACCUUUGAUAAUGUGUAUUCAGUCAGUCAAUAUUCACGAAGAAUUUGUCUUUGUGAAAAAGUAAUUCAUUUGUUAUAGUUAUAUUAUAUUUAUAUGUCUGUCCAUAUUGCUCAUUUUUCUUGGCUAAAGGAUAGAGCGAUACAGCGUUAAUGCAUGGUAAUACCCGCUUUCUCACUGGGACAAUCCGUCGGCCAUGAGAACACACUAUGAGUGCUGGUCAAGACCGGAUGCUCAUCAGUAACUCAUAGCAAUACAAAUCGUACUGACUUUAAUUUAUUGAGGUUUUAUUUAGAUUUUUGAGCGCCUUUUCGGUUGAUUGUUUGAGGGACCUGCACCUGCUGUUUGCACUGCACAAGGAACAAGGGGGUCGAUUGGUAGAUUGUUGUAUUUAAACAAUGCUAAUGCCCAGUUUGACCAAGAAACUGCUUUAGGUGCUUUAAGAAAUGCCCCUUAACCCACUUUGAAAUCAUUGAGCAUCAAUGGAAAAGGGUUUUCAUCUUAAAGUGACAACAGAAGUAGUGCUUUCUGGUUCUUUGAUAAUGUGUAUUAUUCAGUCCAUUUUCAGUAUUUAUCUUUACAUGUAUGCAAUUGAGAAACCUCCAUUAUACAACCUUUUUAGAUGUGUGUGAUAACAAUAAUUCACAUACAUGUUCUCAUCAGAAUCCAUUUGUUUGAGGUUCAGUCCAGACAUUUGUGGUCUUGCUGUUACGUUGCCGUACCUUAUGUUGAAAUGUCUUAUAACAAAUUGGUUUAUGCUUUUAUAGUUUCCUCCAAAUUAUGAAAUGUCUAUUUUUCUAUUUCACAUCUCUCGUUUUUGUAAAACAUCAUAGAAUGUCUUAUUUAUUGAAUGUCAUUGUUUAUUAAAAAAUAUACACGGAA
Gadus morhua (Atlantic cod) is the source of this 3138-nucleotide messenger RNA. RefSeq names its product tumor necrosis factor receptor superfamily member 25. NCBI's taxonomy places the organism in Eukaryota, Metazoa, Chordata, Actinopteri, Gadiformes, Gadidae. Bases 547 to 1845 code for a protein of 432 amino acids. Gene Ontology annotation, cellular component: plasma membrane. Gene Ontology annotation, biological process: signal transduction. The record is from RefSeq and is a predicted model, not a curated record. Gene Ontology annotation, molecular function: protein binding. The transcript has 10 exons.